AUGUCGUGUAUGAAGACAGAUAAUUUCUUAAAUUCUGGGCAAGCCAAGACAAAGCACAACACGUUCUCUCCAACAGAGUAUAACGAGACUCGGAGUCCAAAAAUGGCUCAAAUUAUUAUGGGUGCUGCAGCCAAGCAUUUGACUCCAGUGACCCUUGAAUUGGGGGCAAAAUGCCGUGCUAUCAUUGAUUCACUCUCAAGUUCUUGGGAUAAAAAGAUUGCAAUGAAAAGAAUUCUUUCUGGAAAAUUUGGGAAUUGUGCUGGCCAAGUAUGUAUUGGGAUUGAUUAUAUCCUCGUCGACAAGACGUUUGUCAAUGAACUUGUAAAGUUGAUUAAACCUUGGAUUCCAAAAAUGCUUGGAGAAAAUCCAAAAGAAUCACAUUCAAUUUCAAGAAUAGUUAAGAAAAAUCAGUUUUUGAGAUUAAAGAAUCUCUUAGAUGAGCCAAUGGUAAAAAAAUCAAUUAUAUACGGAGGAUCAUCUGAUGAAGAUAACCGGUACAUUGAGCCCACAGUAUUACUGGAUCCUCCUUUGCAAUCUACAAUCAUGACUGAUGAAAUUUUUGGCCCAUUGCUCCCUAUCAUAACAUUGGAUAAAAUUGAGGACAGUAUUGAAUUUAUCAAUGCAAUGCCUAAGCCACUUACUAUAUAUUCCUUUAUCAAAAAUGAAGAGUUCGAAAGAAAGAUUACAAAAGGAACCUCUUCAGGAAGUUUGGUGUCUAAUGAUACAAUCAUUCAGUAUGCAGCUGAUACACUUCCAUUUGGAGGAGUAGGACAAAGUGGCUUUGGAAGAUACCAUGGAAAAUUUUCGUUUGAUACAUUUAGCCAUGAAAAAGCAAUAGCAAGAAGGAGCUUUCUUACAGACAUUUGGUUUAGAUAUUCUCCUUGGAGUGAUCAUACACUACAACUCUUUAGAUCUGCUUUUAUAUUUGAUUAUCUUAGUGUAGUUCUUAUUACACUAGGACUAAAAUGGGCUUGAUGUUUACAAAUUAUAUUUGCAAUUAUUUUUAUUUG
Molecule: messenger RNA, 1010 nt
Organism: Solanum lycopersicum (tomato)
Lineage: Eukaryota; Viridiplantae; Streptophyta; Magnoliopsida; Solanales; Solanaceae
Source: RefSeq, a predicted model, not a curated record